Messenger RNA from Aspergillus aculeatinus CBS 121060, 1183 nucleotides. RefSeq names its product alpha/beta fold hydrolase. The record is from RefSeq and is a predicted model, not a curated record. Bases 77 to 1183 code for a protein of 368 amino acids. Lineage: Eukaryota; Fungi; Ascomycota; Eurotiomycetes; Eurotiales; Aspergillaceae. The transcript is spliced from 3 exons.
GGCGAAGAAGUUGACAUAAAGAAGCGAAACUACCUUAUUCACAGGCCUCCUCCGCUGGUUACUUGUCGCUGCAGCUAUGGCCACCGCCUCUCUCUUGUCUUUGUUUCUCCUCGCCGCCGGCUGCUGGGCGCUCCCAUCGCAAGGAACGCCAGCGUGUCGCGCGGUCGAUAUCCCCAUCACUGUGCAGGAACCGCGGUUCAUUAUUAACACCACAAUCAGCAAUGAUUGGGAUGCAGCAUCAUUGGUCUUUAAUCUGACCCGACGCGACUCUGGCUCAUCCGCCGACCCUAUUCCGAUCUCUGGGUCUACAGCCAGCCCCGUGCAAAGCAAUUAUACCAUUGGAGGCACGCUCUGCGGCACCGGCGCAACGAUCCUGGUUCUCACUCAUGGUAUCAUCGAGUCCAAAGCGUACUGGGACCCUACUUUCCCCGGAUCUGACCCAUACAACUUCGUCAAGGCCGCAGUCGCCGCCGGGUAUUCGGUGCUGAACUACGAUCGCAUCGGCGUCGGUUCGUCAUCCCGGGUUGACGGUCUGUUUGAUGCUCAGUUCCAAGUGGAGACAGCAGUCCUGAACAGUCUGGUGGACUAUGCUCGCCGACUGCCGCACGUCAGCAAGGUCGGGCUUGUCGGGCACAGCUACGGAAGCUAUCUGGCAGCCGCAUCGGCCGCCUCAGUCGCCGUGGACGCCCUCGUGCUGACCGGCUUCAGCAGCGCCUUCGACUAUUUUGGGUAUUUCUUGGCCGGGUCGCAUCUGCGCCAGGCGCGUACCUUGUCGCCCUCUCGGUGGGGCACGCUGGAUUCGGCCUACUUGACGGCCGGUGACCAAUAUGCCGUGGCCUACUACGGUUUUGCUGCUCCGCACUUCGACCCGCAGGUGGCGCAGUGGGCAGCGACGGUGGAGGGAGAGCCCUUCGCGGUGGGGGAGCUCCCUUCACUGCUGGCCUCCCCGAUCCAAUACUCCCGCAUCACUGCCCCGGUCUACCUCGUUCAGGGCCAGUUUGAUCUGUCUUCUUGUGGCGGCAAUUGUAAGGGACAGUUAGAGAAUAGCCCGGCCACAUUCAACAAUUCGCAUGUGGUAAGCUGGGUGGAUGAUCUUCCUGCCGGACACAAUCUCAACCUUCACACGGUCGCACCCCAGGCCUUCCAGUUAAUAUUCAAAUUCCUUCAAGCACAGGGACUGUGA